AUGAACUUUGCUCUCGAAGACGUCAAUCGUAUCCCUCAUCCGGCUACGGAUUAUCUGAGACAUUCGAAAGAACCGGGUGAUGAUUAUAUGGUCUGGACGGAGCGGCAAACGAAAGAGAUCUUGUCUGACAUCAAACCAUUUGAUCUUUCUACUCACCCAACGAUUCCUGAUUCAAAUGGUGGUGAUCCUUCCAUCCCAUCUCGAGAAUCCCUGAACUCCGCCACUGGGAAUCUCGAUCCAUAUAAACUAUAUCCUAAGGUUCUUGAGAUUCCUGAGAGCUGCAAAGACUUUAUGGUGGAUGUAGCCAAGAAGCGUAAAAACGCUAUGCACAGAUCUCCUGCCGAGCAAUUGCUGUCUACGCCCAUAGGAAGCCCUUUCUCCUUCAACAUGCGCCCAAAAGAAACCAUACUUACUAUACGCGCCAUCAAGAAGACGCAUGAUCUGACUAAAGGGAAGAAAGCCUUGCCUAGUACCUUCAAUCAAAUCAAUGGCAAAAUGUCCCGCCUGAUUUGGCAUACCCUUCCGAACGAGAUACCAGAACCGAAGAAAGUGAAUGAGACGGAUGCUCUAAAACUACGACCAACCUACACAUCACAGACGAUAAACGAUGUCCGCAACCUUCAUCAAAAGCGGACAGCAGCUAGGACUCCAUUUCUACAACUAAACAAGUGCGAGUUGAAGGAGCAUCCGACCUUGACAAAAUGGGAUCAGGACUCUAGGGAGAUGUUCGAAGAGCUCGCUCGACAGACUAACAAAAAAGACUUCCUGCCAUACACACUUCCUAUCAAGGCUCAGGAAGCAUAUGAUAGUGCUCAUCAAAACCAUCAGACCCAGGUUAUCGCGGAAGACCUUCAAGAAAUGGAGCAGGAGAACUGCAGCUACAUGGAAGAAGACUUCAGGCCAGAAGAUGUGGAUCAAUACGAACGGGAUACAGGCCACACUGAUAACUCAAUUCAUUAUGACAAUCGGCAAGCUCUCGACAAUAACGAUGAACCCACUCAAACCGAGCUUCCCUGGCAGGCCGAAAACAGCCAUUCUGGAGGCGAAUCCGAGAUCAAUGGUUACCAGCAAUCCUACGAGGAACACCAGCACUAUGUAAACCAACUCCCGAAUAAUUACUACGAACUUCCCUUUGACCCCCAAAUAGGAGCUGGACAAUGGUAUGAUUCCGCCGAAGACGCUUUUCGAGCAUAUUCCAAUGCGCCGGCAUUUCAUGAGCGACAUCCCACCGAAGAAGAACAUGCUUUCGUGCAAUACCCUGUGAAUGAGUCUUUACAUGAGAAGCUUGAUCUCGAUGAAUGGGAUCGGUUGAGAUCGCCAACUGAUACACCAACUGGCGAAAUUGUUGACGAAUGGGAGCCUUUCGACGAAUCACGAGAUUGGCAGCGGUCCCCUGAAGCUAUACCCGUCCAACCACCAAUUGACUUUUGGCGGCCAGAGGAUGAAGAGGUUUCUUACCAAUUUCGGCCGCUGGAUAACGAUGAUCCUAACCCCAGAUCAUUCGGGACAAGCUAUGGCCCCACGAUCGCGGCUGUGACGGUCAAUGAUGCCUAUGGUGUGCCCGAAUCUCAAAGUCACCAUUACACUCCGAAGCGCCAGUAUACCCCUGAGCCAAGCACCAAUUUACCAUUCAAAAGAGUGCGGCAGAGCCUCAAGGAUGAUACCAUUGGCUUGUCACUGGAGGACGUGUUGAAGAAUCGCUUAUCGGAUGACUUCAUGAAUCUGCAAAGCGCUGUAUCCUCCUCAUUGAAAUGCCCUAACCCUUUCACACUUGAUGGCUUCCUCGAUCUGAAGCAGAAACCCGACUUGAUAAAGGCGUCCAAAUCUGACCCUGUCCUUCGGAAACAGAUCAUCCCUUUACCUGAAGUCAAGAAAGAUUGGACUGCUGAUCCAGCAAUCCGGAACCCAGAAUGGUAUUCUACGGCCAACGAUAGGUCUCAAUCAAGGCAGCAGAACCCAUUGCCUAUCUUGGUAGCAAUGCCUGUUCUCCAGAAUAUCCCAUUAGUCCGUACUCUGCGCAGAGAAGGUUUCGAGUUGAUCGAACGAAUCGAGAGGAUGAAUUCCACGGACAUAAUCAUAUCACCUUCCACAUCUCUGAUUCUUCAAGAGCUCGCUUUCAUAUCGGGUCAUCGUUCGUUUUUGGCAACUGCUCUCACAGACGCUUCAAAGCAUUUCGACCGUGUCAUCGUGGUCUUCGAGACCAUCUCCUUUUCGGCUUCGGAGCGAUCUCUCGACGCGAAAUUGAAUGUCGAUCCACUGAAUCGGGAAGUGAAACAGGGACUUGAUGGACUUAAGAGGGAUAUACAUACCAUCUUCAAGAACUGGAAUGGCCCCCGAGGAAAGGUAGAAUUGGUGUUUGCGUAUGAUGGGGCUGAAUAUCUGGUCAGAGCUUUACAGUCACUACUGGAUGAAGAAGGGAAAGGGGUACGAAAGAAAGAUAAGAAAGCUUAUAAAGACAUUUUUGGUCCUCGAUACUGGUUCCAUAUUGAGCCUUUGGAGACAGAUCUGCAAACGCUGAAUACUCAUUUUGGGCUUAACACCUUCCGUGCAUGGUACGCUCUUUCAAAAUAUGGAAAUCUAAAUCGCCUGGUCACAGAGAUAGAUGAUGAAGAGAGACGAGAAGCAUUCGAGAACGUGUUUGGACAGGUUGUUACCGCAGGAUUCAAUGAAGCCAUUGCGGAGAAGGUGGGCUUGACUGGAAAUUGA
This is a messenger RNA of Kwoniella shivajii, 2706 nucleotides long. RefSeq lists its product as uncharacterized. The record is from RefSeq and is a predicted model, not a curated record. The coding region runs from base 1 to 2706 and encodes 901 amino acids. The transcript is spliced from 8 exons. NCBI's taxonomy places the organism in Eukaryota, Fungi, Basidiomycota, Tremellomycetes, Tremellales, Cryptococcaceae.